UCGGUGAAAAUUCAUUCCUAAUCGUUAAAAUUCUUUUGACAGUCGUAAUUUGCAUUUCUUUGUGUCUUGAUAUCUUUCGUGGUUAUUUCAACCGAAAUAAUGUGUAAUUUCAAUAAUUUGAUAUUUUUUGGAGUGAUUUUGUUGAUUUGUGCAUCGACAGGAAAUUGUUUGAAAUGUUAUAAUUGCACGACAUCGGAUGAUAAAUCUGGUUGUGAUCAGCCAACUGUUGUAGAACAAAAUGAUACGGAUUCUGAAAAACAAGUGUGCCUUACAAUUGAGUACACCAGAUCAAAUGAUUCUAGCUCAAAAUUCACCAUGAAGAAAAUAUUCGGCCUAUCUCCAGAAAAGAAUAUUACCGAGGCUUGCGAAUUAUUCAAGAAUAUUUUAAAUAUCGCUGAAAGUGUUAAGGUGUUACAGAAAGAGCAAGUGUCAAAAGUUAUGGGUAAAUGUGAUCCUUGUAAUACAGAUCUAUGUAAUGCUCCUCCGGCAUCACCCCAGCAGCCUUCGUCUACUUCGACACCGGGAACUUCUUCAUCCAGCAUUUCCAUACGACUUCAACAGUCAAGUAUUGGAUUCGCAAUGGCAGGAAUAUGGUUAAAUUUUUACAAAAUGCAUUUUUUGUAGAAUAAUAAUUAUAGCUAUUUAAACAUUUUUCACAAUCGGAAAUUCAAUACAUAUGUUUGCCCUUGCAAAA
Messenger RNA from Planococcus citri (citrus mealybug), 694 nucleotides. RefSeq lists its product as uncharacterized. The transcript has 3 exons. The record is from RefSeq and is a predicted model, not a curated record. The coding region runs from base 100 to 624 and encodes 174 amino acids. NCBI's taxonomy places the organism in Eukaryota, Metazoa, Arthropoda, Insecta, Hemiptera, Pseudococcidae.